GUAAAGGGCAGCGACGGCAGCUUCCGUACGUCGUCAGGCUGCGUGACCAGUGGGCUCCGCGAGGUCCAGGUCGCUUCGGAAGUGGUGGGCGGGGUGGGGAGGACAGCGGCGGGCUCUGCAGGGUAAGUGAUUGAGGUGCGUGAUGGGGGAGGCGGCCGUGGCCGCUGAGCCUUGUCCGCUGCGCGAGGAUAGCUUCACGCGCUUCUCGUCGCAGAGCAACGUGUACGGGCUGGCGGGCGGCGCAGGCGGGCGCGGAGAGCUGCUGGCCGCCACCCUUAAAGGCAAGGUUCUGGGUUUCCGCUACCAAGAUCUCCGACAGAAAAUCCGGCCGGUGGCCAAGGAGUUGCAGUUCAAUUACAUACCCGUGGAUGCCGAGAUUGUCUCCAUCGACACUUUCAACAAGUCGCCCCCAAAGCGGGGCCUGGUAGUGGGGAUCACGUUUAUCAAGGAUUCAGGGGACAAAGGCAGCCCCUUUCUUAACAUUUACUGUGACUACGAGCCUGGUUCUGAGUACAAUCUGGACUCCAUUGCCCAGAGCUGCCUGAACCUGGAGCUCCAGUUCACCCCUUUCCAGCUGUGCCAUGCAGAGGUCCAGGUCGGGGAUCAACUGGAGACCGUGUUUCUCCUGAGCGGGAACGACCCGGCCAUCCAUCUCUACAAGGAGAACGAGGGGCUACAUCAGUUCGAGGAACAACCCGUGGAAAACCUCUUCCCAGAGCUCACGGACCUGACCAGUAGCGUCCUCUGGCUUGACGUCCACAACCUCCCAGGCACAACCCGGCGACUCUCCGCGCUCGGCUGUCAGAGUGGUUACGUGCGCGUGGCCCACGUGGACCAGCAGAGCCGAGAGGUGUUGCAGACGUGGACGGUCCUGCAGGAUGGCCCCAUCUCCCGAGUCAUCGUGUUCAGCCUCUCAGCCCCCAAGGAGACCCAGGACGGGCCACCGAGGGAGGAGUACAGCGUGCUCGUGGCUGGCAUGCUGGAGCCGGCCGUGGUGUACCGGGACCUGCUGACCCGGGGCCUUGAGGACCAGCUUCUCCUGCCUGGCAGUGACCAGUUUGACAGCAUCCUCUGUGGCCUGGUCACCGACAUCGACCUGGAUGGGCAGCCAGAAGUCCUAGUGGCCACCUAUGGACAGGAGCUGCUCUGUUACAAGUACUUCAGCCCCGAGCAUGGACUUGCCUCGGCCGAGGCUGAGCCUGGGUUCCGCCUCCUGUGGCGGAGGAGCUUCCCCAGCCCGCUGCUGGCCCUGGCCCACGCCGACCUGACCGGGGACGGGCUGCGGGAGCUUGCCGUGGUCUCACUGAAGGGCGUGCACAUCCUGCAGCCUGAUCCAGGCCUCGGAGCUGGUCCUGGAGCGGCUUCGGCGCCGAGUGGAGCAGAGUGGACAUCAGCCACGGAGGCCGGGCGACAGGCUGGGCCCAGGACCUGCUGCGACAUCGGCGUCCUGAGCACCCGCCCACUGCCCCGUGUUGGGCGCCCACCUGCAGCCCUUCCUGGAGCCCAGAGAAUCCUGAAGGAGGAAGUGGCCUGCCCAGGCCCCCAGGGAACCGGAGCUGGGAGUCCCUGCUGUGGCUCUGCCCUAGGCUGCCCUGUGACCUCGCCUGACACUCCUCUGGGCCUCAGUGUCCCCAUGGGAAAAUGGGAUGGGCUCACCCAACCCCUCUUGCGCCCAAGGUGAGAACUGGCCAGCCAGCGAUGAUUUACAUGCCCAAAGGAACCGACCUCUCCACCAUCUUCAUCCCUCCGUUCAGUGAGCGCUGGAUGAGAGCCUGGCAUCCUGGGUUGGGUGCCUGCUGCGCCCAGAAGAAUGGAGGGGCGGGUAUGGGAGACCCAGAGGCAGGACUGAGGAGAGACUGCAGCGCAGACCUUGGAGGGAAGACAUGAGCCGAGCCCCAGCAGAAGGGCCGGCGUUUGGCCGCUGUGGAGACGGCUAGACUGAAGGGAGGGCCUGAGGUGGGACCCUGGCCGGAAGGAAGCUCUGGAUCUGAGAUGAGGUCCCAGUAGGAAGACGAGGAAAUUGAGCCUCAGAGGAAAGGAUAGGGGUGCAAAGGACUACUGCGGGGAGGCAGAGCAUCUGAGGCCAGACCCUCGUGAAGAAGGCUGAGGUCGGACCCCCAUCAGGAUCACUAUGGUUUGCCUGAGCUGGUGUGGCUCAGUGGGUUGAGCACAGGCUUGUGAACCAAAGGGUUGCCAGUUCAAUUCCCAGUCAGGGCAUGUGCCUG
Phyllostomus discolor (pale spear-nosed bat) is the source of this 2225-nucleotide messenger RNA. RefSeq names its product kaptin, actin binding protein (gene KPTN). Lineage: Eukaryota; Metazoa; Chordata; Mammalia; Chiroptera; Phyllostomidae. Gene Ontology annotation, cellular component: KICSTOR complex; lamellipodium; actin cytoskeleton. Bases 143 to 1681 code for a protein of 512 amino acids. The record is from RefSeq and is a predicted model, not a curated record. Gene Ontology annotation, molecular function: actin filament binding. Gene Ontology annotation, biological process: negative regulation of TORC1 signaling; cellular response to amino acid starvation; actin filament organization. The transcript has 12 exons.